UGUAGGCUGCUUUCCAGAGAACUACAUGCCCUUCUAUUCUCGGAAACAGCCAAAGGAACAAGUGGCUGCUGAAGACAAAAGUUCCCUGCAAAAGCCUGCACAGGGAGAUGCCUGCAGCUAUCUAUCAGGAGGAGGGAAAGACGGGGUUUCCCUUCCUUAAAAGACUUUUGCACCUGUUGAUAUGCUGUCAUUAUUUUCAGCUGAAGACCUGCUAAGUCCUGGAUCUCUCUGCUGACUCUCAACCACAGGAAGCAUCAUAUUUCAAAAAUCUGUGAAGUUUGAACAAACAGCCGUCCCAAGAUGUACCAAAUAUCUCAACUGAUGUCAACACCAGUAGCAAGUAAAUAUUCUUCCCCGUCGGAGAAAGAAUGUGCUGUAGAGCCGUCUCCCCCAUGUAUUCUCCCAAGCUCUGUCUGUGAUUUCCUCAAUGGUGACAGUCCCUUUGAGGGUUGCUCCGGAGAUCCCCUGAUGGGCUCCCCGUUCACCUGUCGACGAAGUCCCAGACUUCUCACCAACGGCUACUACAUCUGGACAGAAGACAGUUUUCUCUGCGACGAAGACGGCAACAUAACCCUGAGCCCCUCCCAGACCAGGGUUCUCUACAAGGAGAACUUAGUCAGAAUAUUUAGAAAGAAAAGGAGAAUCCGCCGUUCUUUUUCUUCUCUCUUCAACCUCAGCGCCUCUGAAUCCUGGCUGCAUGGGAGCAUCUUCGAUGAUGUUGACUCCUCCCCCAGUGAGGAUGUCUGGUUGGAGGGGGUCAGGAGACUGGAAACAAACCCCUGCAAAGAAAAUGGAGGUGAUUUUGACUGUUCUCUGACUGAUGACUGGGAGUCACAGAAGCUGAAUGCAGAGUCUGUGAAAGCCUCCUUUUCCGGCCCCGUUGCCUCUCAGAGACCCAGAGAAAACUCCCACGGCUUGUCUCCUCAGUCCCAGUGGACAGCUUCUGAACGUUUCCAGGAAGAUGCAUUGGAUCAUCCAAAAACCAGUUUGUUACGAGAGGUCUCCUUUCAAGCAAUUCUGCUUGCUGCAUGCUUAAUCAUUUCUGCCUGUGCAAGGUGGUUUCUGGGAGGAAUCAUAGCCAGUGUCUUCUCCUGUUCCUUGGUGAUAAUCAUUGCUUAUGUUGUCAAGUCAUCCUUUUUCAGCCUUGCCAAAUAUUUCAAAGCCACCACCUGCACUUGGUUUGCCAAAAUCUGACAACCAUUCAUGAGGGCCUCUGAUGAAUGUCUUCAAUCUGAAUAUCCAGAAAUUGUCUGAUUUGUGGUCUGCUUGGAAUCAACUGUUUGUUGGAGAGAGUGCACAAUUGGAUAAUUGAGGGAAAAAAAGGAUUUUUAUUUCGUUAUGUCGGUUUUUUCAAAAAAUCUAUUUUGCCCUCACAGUGAUAGUAUGCUCAUGAAAAUAAUAUUAAUUUGUCUUUCCUUUGCAAACACUAGCAGUUGGAAGGGAAAGGACUGGGAAAUGUGACAAAGAACAAACCACCUGGAUGAAUGGUCUCCUAUUAUACCUUAUACCUUAAGGCAAUGGUUCUCAAACAUUAGUUUUUGUUAGAGAAGUCUAUGAGGAGCUUAUAGCAAUGCAGGUUCCUGGGCCUGCCUGUCUAUACCUAUCCUUUGAUGAACUGCUGCAGUUGUACAAAGAAAAGGAAUUUACAUAAUCAACACUGACUCGAAAGUAAAUAAAUGUGGUCUACAUAAAAUACAAUGUAGAAAAAGUUAGCAGUUCUCCCCAAGGAAACCUUGUAAUUGAAGGUGGUGACCAUAGAUAAUGGUUGAUAGACAACAGGCAGGAGAGAGCCAUUUUCUAGACAGUUCUUCUUUUGAACCAAUUUCUUUACCAAGUUUUCAAUCAUCUUGGGACUCAUGACUACUUUUCACUCAAAUUUAAAUUCAAGCAAAGAUACAACAACAACAAAAUCCUUUAGGGGCAAAAUAAAGGCAAAACACCAUAGUGCUUUAAAAUAUGUAAAAAAUGGUAUGGUUACACAUGCGUUAUAGGAGAUGUUCCCUCUCCAUUCCUCUUGCUUCAUAUAUAUUCCCAAAGCAAACGUGGCCUGCAAUUCAGAUUUACUUUGUAUGGUAUUCUUUAACUAGAAAUUUGUAUGCAGAAAAUUGCCUGUGUUUAAAAUGGUCAAAAUAUCACUUUUUCUAUUGAUCGUACUUAAUGCAUUUUUUUGUUGUUGUUGAAAAAGUAUUAUACUAAUAAAUAAAAGGAGUCAUCACUGACUUGUUUUGAUC
Messenger RNA from Capra hircus (goat), 2231 nucleotides. RefSeq names its product transmembrane protein 71 (gene TMEM71). NCBI's taxonomy places the organism in Eukaryota, Metazoa, Chordata, Mammalia, Artiodactyla, Bovidae. The transcript has 10 exons. The record is from RefSeq and is a predicted model, not a curated record. The coding region runs from base 301 to 1194 and encodes 297 amino acids.